This is a messenger RNA of Mauremys reevesii (Reeves's turtle), 4016 nucleotides long. RefSeq names its product cyclic nucleotide-binding domain-containing protein 2-like. Bases 1120 to 3102 code for a protein of 660 amino acids. The record is from RefSeq and is a predicted model, not a curated record. The transcript has 15 exons. Lineage: Eukaryota; Metazoa; Chordata; Testudines; Geoemydidae.
ACAAACUACAAUUUCAUACAGACAGUGAGUUAUUUAUACUGCUCUAUAUGCAGUGAAAUGUAAGUACAAUAUUUAUAUUCCAAUUGAUUUGGAAAUGAGAAAGUAAGUAAUUUUUCAAUACUAGUGUGAUGUGACAGUUUUGUAUUUUUGUGUGUGAUUUUGUAAGCAAGUAGUUUUUAAGUGAAGUGAAUUUGGGGUAUGCAAGACAAAUCAGCCUCCUGAAUGGUGUACAGUAGUCUGGAAAAGUUGAGAGCCACUGCUCUAGAGAACAAUCAGGCCCUCUACUUAAAGUAAUAUUUUAAUAGUUUUACAAAUAAAAAUUCACUAUCAAAAUUAUAGGACACCACCUGUUUUGAUUACAGCAGAGCUCCAUAAGGGAAGCACUUCUGAGAAAUUCUGAAUGUAUAUUUGUGCUUUAUCGGAUGAAUAAGUUUUAGUAAAUGUGAGGUGUCUGGGAGUGCACAUGUGUGGUGUUUACUUCGGAUGGGUCUAUGUGUCUGAUAGGUGUACAUAUGGUGUAUGAAACAAAUGGAUGAAAGGAUGUAUAUAUAGGAGUGGAUAGAUUUGUGUAGGUGGUUAUGUAUAAAAAUUCUAUUGUGUAAGGAAGUAUGUGUGGGCAUGAAUGAGUCAAAAUACGUGUGUGUUGUAAUUGAUGCAUGUGGUGGAAAGAAGUCUUCCAAAGUUCUAUUUCCAAAUGCACUGUGCUGUACUCUCCCGUGAGGGAGAGGGUCCUUCUCGGAAGGUCCAUAUAUCACGUCCCUGUCAGCUGCAUUUCCCUGGAUACUAAGCUGUAACUUUCAAAGCAACAGAAACAAAACUUCUGAAGAUCCUCCUUUCUCCCCUCCUUAUUGGACAAUGUAAAUCAGAGCUUUUUAAGACCAGCUAUGUCUGUUGUCUGUAUGAGUUAACUGGGCAAUGGAGCACGGAUUAGUAACGGAAAGAGGCAUGCUUUAUUUCUAGCUCUCCUUCCAAUCUCUCCCAGUAGAUCAGUGAGGCAGGGUCUUAUUAGCUACAUUUGACAGUUCCCUUUGCAACGGUUAUUAACUAACUUAUUUCAAUUUGGACCUCCCACAUUUAGGAUUUAGCAUUUGGAAAUUUGAUCGCAGUUUUUAUUUAUUUAUGAGCCUCAUUCUCUCUUUUGCUAUUACCUUUAUUUACCGUUGGGGGAGAAGGAAUAUUUAUUGUAUUAAUUUCCUUGGUGGAGGAGGCUUUGCAUAUUUUUGGCCUAUAUUUGUGUUCCCCUUCAAACCCCCCCCCCCAAAUGCAGUGGCUUUUGUAGCAACUAAACUCUUAAAACUAGGUAAUUUUUCAAUAGGCUAUUGGUGUGCAUUUGUGUCUUUUAUUUCCAGCAGCAAGAUGUUACUAGACACAGAGACAAGGAAAGCCAGCAUCCUAGCCUCACUCCAGGCUCUGGGGGAGGAUUCUGCAAAUGGGAGAAACAGGAGGAAUCACAGAAGAAAGCUCAUCUCUGGUCCAAGUCCUACUAUGUGUGGCUGCCUUCCCCCAGGAAAACUUCUGCAUGGAUCCAGAUUCACUGAUAGAAUCCUCCAAAGGGGAAAUCUCACAGGAUCACUGGCUCUGGAAAGGGUGAAACUGACAAAAGCAAAGCUGGGGAAAAAGUUCCGAAUUCCUAAAGGCAAAGGAGACAGCAGAUGGGCACUUUCCCAAUCUCUGCAGGAGGUCAUGUCCUCUGCCCAGGAAGACCAGGCAUGCUUUCAGGAAUGGCUGCAUGAAGGAGGGCUUUUUGCUUCUAUCCAGUCGUCUGCUGCUGCUGUCAUCACUCAUUCCUCACUCAAUCCAAAUCUUCUGUUCAGAUUUCAGAAAGCUGCUAAAAGCAUUGUUAUGCUUUGCUUACUUUACAGAGAGCACCACCUACUAGCCAACCUCAACUAUGGGAUUGAGAGAGUCAAGAGAUGGAAAUCCCAAUUAAACCACAUGGAACAGUCUAAGGAAGAGAUCCUCUUUGAUGUGACAUUGUUCAGGGCUAAAAAACAGUCAAGGAUCUCUGAGCGUGCCAUACAUAUUCUUCGUCAGUGUCCUCAGGAGCGAAGUGAGAAGGACAUCAGCUACAUAUUAAUCACCCUGCAGCCCGUGAAGGCCUUUGGAAAUUACUCCACAAUGAUUCAGAAGAAGGUGGCAAAGGCUGGAUGGUAUUCAAGGGAAUCUGUCCUUUCUAGGUAUGAAUCCUGCCAAGUGAUGAUCCAACAGGGCUACACACCACACUCCUUCUAUAUCUGUCUCUCAGGAUCUGCGACAGUUAUCAAGAGGAACAAUGACAGUGGCCAAGUAAAGCCUGCCUGGUUCUUUAGCCGAGGGGAUGCAUUUGGGGAUAGAGAGAUUAUAAAUGGUGACUACUGGCAGACAACUGUUAUUAUUCAGGAACCAGCUGAGUUUCUCUGUAUUGACCGAGAGGAUUUCAUCAAGAUUUUCCUGUCUGGUGGGAAAAAAGUGUUUGGAGAUCCUGAGCAGAUGCGGUUUCUGAGAAGUCUGCACUAUUUUAAAGGUUGGCCCAUCAAUCUGCUGGAAGACAAUCCUGGAAAAUGCAUUAUCUGUCACUAUAGAAGAGGAACCGUCAUUCUGAGAAACAGUAGUGUGACUGAAUGGAUUUACAUUGUGAAAGAAGGAAGUUGUUCUGUAUUGAAGAUUUUUAAAGAUGACUCUUGCCUAAGCAACAGAGCUCCCACGAACAGAAUAAUGCAAGCUGAAGUUGGCAUUCACAAAUCUUUGUUGACAAGCAGGACAGAGACUCCUGUGAUCAUUGCCAUAGACACCCUGCUGCAGGGAUCUGUGUUUGGACUGUUAGACUUUUUUUUUGAGGAUCAGCCAAAUUUGUGUGUAGUUAGCAAUGGAGCUGAGUGUCUUAAGAUCUCAAAGAAGUUUUACCUGCAUCAUGCCUCCAAAGAUCUUCUGCAGAGGCUACGAAAAAAAGAACGUUCCUAUCCCAGUGAUGCAGAGCUAAAGGAACAGCUGCAGCAGGAGAUACAAUGGCAGAUUUUUCGCAAAGCAGCUUUAAAGAGCACAGUUCAACAGAUUGAAUUGAAACGCAAACUGCUUCAACAUUGCUAUAUGAGUAAAGGGCUUUACCCAUGGUGUAAGAACUGACGUGUACACAAAUUUCUGUCAACAGUGGAGCUAUAAGAUACCAGUGAGUACCCACUAAAGCGGCAAAAAGGUCCAUCUCGAUGCCAAAAUCUUGUGAAAGAAGGUGGUAUUAAAUCAGGCCUGUAGUUUCUUCAAUUUUAGGGUAGGCUACAAUGGUGAAAACUCUCAGGGAACUGUCUUUCCCUGUAUUUCUUAAAUAGUUAAAACGCUCUUUCCUUCAUGUUAACUCCAUGACAGACAUCAUCUGUUUUUGAAUGAUUGGUACAUGUGCUCAUUGGUAUCUGUACCAUUCUUCUACCCAACUCCUAUCAACAGGUGAAGGAGCAUGAAGUAAGUUUCUUCUAGAUAAUUAAUACACCCUGACUGGGAGUGUCAUAGCAGCUGUUAUCUACUGAUGGUAUGCACUUAAGUAUGAUUGAUUGGAUUAUAAAUGACACUGCUUAUUUGCUGAUGCUAACAAUAGCAUAGUUAGCCUUUUUGUACAAGGGACACCACACAAGUCUAUUAUUCCACCAGGGAGAGAAAUCAGGAAAAAACCCUACAGGGAAGAGUCAGAAUAUUUGCUGCUGGAGAAAAUAGUGCAUGAAAAAUGCAGAAUUUGCUGUAGUGAAAAGCAGUAGAAUACUAUUUUAGACACUUAGAAGUUGAAUGAAGUUGUGGAAUUCUAUAGUCUAUGUGAACGAACAGGAUGACAGCCUUGAAAAAACAGCAAAGAAGCUGAUAUCGUGUUGUCACCACCCUGGGUUUUAUCUUUAAAAUAAACCGCCUUAAUUAACCUUUUCAAUUGUAGGUUAUUUCUUUUACUGCUAGCUGAUUGUUUUAUAUUUUCAAACAUGUCAAAAUCAUGCUUUAGUGUAUGCAGCUUAAUUGAAUCAGAAGUAUAUUCCCACCUCCAGUUACUUGUUUACUUAAAA